Messenger RNA from Pygoscelis adeliae (Adelie penguin), 3205 nucleotides. It is a transcript of the gene GOLGA1, whose product is annotated as golgin A1. NCBI's taxonomy places the organism in Eukaryota, Metazoa, Chordata, Aves, Sphenisciformes, Spheniscidae. The record is from RefSeq and is a predicted model, not a curated record. The transcript has 24 exons. The coding region runs from base 150 to 2567 and encodes 805 amino acids. Gene Ontology annotation, cellular component: Golgi apparatus.
GAACUAGAAACGCAAUAAAACUGAGUGGAUGAGGCACAAAAUUAAAUGUCGGCAUCUGGAAGCUUUAAACAGGGCGUCAGUAUAUUGACCAUAUUGGAGGUAGUGGCUUUUCAAAGUACCUGCCUAUUUCAGUGCUAUAGGGCAGUAAAAUGUUUGCAAAACUGAAGAAGAAGAUAGCAGAAGAGGCAGCUAUUGCUCCCAGACCAGGAGGAGCUGCCAGGAUACCCAGAUCUCUCAGUAAGGAGUCAAUUACAUCGGUGGGAGCAGACUCUGGAGAUGACUUUGCUUCUGAUGGAAGCAGCUCUAGAGAGGAUCUUUCAUCCCAGUUGUUCAGAAGAAAUGAACAAAUAAGAAAACUGGAGGUCAAGCUGUCUGAUUAUGCUGAUCAGAUCCGAAACUUGCAGAAGAUAAAAGAGAAGCUUGAAAAUGCAUUAGAAAAGCAUCAGGAUUCCUCCAUGAGGAAGUUUCAGGAGCAGAAUGAAGCUCACCAGGCCAGUCGAGCCAAGAUGGCUGAAGGAAUGGCUUUGGCCUUAGAAAAAAAGGACCAGGAGUGGAUGGAAAAACUGGGUCAAAUCGAAAAGGAAAAAAAAAUGCUUGAAACGCAGUUACAAGAAAUGAGGGAGCAGAGUUUGAACCUUUUUCAAAAAAGAGAUGAAAUUGAUGAACUGGAGGGCUUUCAGCAGCAGGAAAUUGCCAAAGUUAAACACAUGCUUUUGAAAAAGGAAGAAUCUCUGAGCAAAACAGAGCAGGAACUAGAGGUGUGCACUCGAGAGCUGACCCACACUAAAGAGGUGCUUCAGGAUGCAAGCAACAAGUCAUCAGGCCUAAGGAAAGAUCUUCAAGAGUUGCAGCAGCAGUUCUCGGAGCUAGAGGCACAGAGAGAUGAACUAAUGACAGCUGAGACAAAUGCAGAAAAUAAGAUCACUGCUCUGGAGUUAAGAGAACAGGAGCUACAAACUGUCAUUCAGCAGCUUUCUGUAGACUUGCAAAAUGCUCGAGUUGCUGGUUCUGGUUGUGAGAAGAGACUGGAAAUGUUACAGGUGGAGCAUGAAUCUCUGAAGGUGGAAUAUGAACAACACAAGCAAAAGAUGACUUUUGAAUUUGCUGAGAGAAAUAAACUUACCGAACAGCUGCAGGAAAAAGUGUCUUCCUUGGAAAAGAAGCUAGAAAGAAAUCUUUCAGGGGAUGAACAUGUGCGGGAGCUACUCAAGGAGAAAGCUACUCUUGAGCAGAAACUGGAUGAAACCAGGCAGCAGGUACUAACAGACAGAACGCAUCACGCUGAGACUGUGAGCCGAUUGGAAACACAGAAUAAAGAACUGGAACAAAAACUGCAGAUUGCAACAGAAACAUUGAAAAAGAGCAAAGAAGCAGCUGCUGAGCAGGAUCUGAAGAUCCAGAAGUUGCAAACUAAUCUAGAGGAUGAAAGAAGUAAACUACAGCAACAGAUUUUAAGUGAGAAACAUCGGUAUGAUCAGAAACUUACUGGGCUGGAGUCUCAAAUUGCUGCUCUUGAAACAGCUUGGGAAUUUGAUAAAACAGCUACUCAGCACAAGAUUAGCCAGUUGGAAAAGGAAAAUGAAAAUCUUAAUGGAAGCAGAGAAGAUUAUGAGAGUUCUUUAAAAAAACAAGAGUCUGAAUUGAGCAGAAUACAGAAUGAAUUGAGCAGCAGAGAGACUGUCAGCAUUGAAAUUGCCAAAGCAUUGGAAGAAACACGAAAACAAAGAGAGGAAUUACAACAGCAGGUUUCACAUCUGGCUUCCUUAAUAAAGGAAAAAGACGAGCUGAUUGAGGAAAAAUGUGAUAUGCUUCUAAAACAGAAGGAAGAACUAAACCAACUGAGUCAAGAUCAUGAAGCUGUCUUGCUGCGAAUGCAUCAGUUGCAAUCUGACAUAGAAGCAAGUAAUAGCCGAGCAGUGGAGAAAGAAGAAACGGCAAGAAAGGAAAUUGAUGAACUGAAGUUGCAGAUACAGGAGUGCCUGUUGGCCAGAGAACAUGAGAAAAAUGUUUCAGAACUAGAGGAAUCGACUAGAGCCUUGAACAACAAGCAUUUACAUUCUCCAGAAAACUGUGUGGUGGAACAGAAUGGAGACAUAGCAGCUGCAGACGUCAUUCAACUUCAGAAAGAUAAUAGAGAGCUGGAACAGCAAAUUGCUGAGAAAAACAAGAUGAUAAAGCAGCUACAGCAAAGAAUGACAGAACUCAAGAAAACCCUCCAGAAAGAGUUGAAAAUAAGGCCUGACAGUGAAGUACCUGAAGUACGUGAAAAAGCAAAUUCUGAAGUGCCUAAUGCUUCUGUGACUGUCACAAACAACUCUGAUUUAAAUGACUCAAGGGAGAUAAACUUUGAAUACCUUAAACAUGUUGUACUAAAAUUCAUGUCCUGCCGGGAAUCUGAGGCAUUCCAUCUAAUUAAAGCUGUAUCUGUGUUACUGAAUUUUUCACAAGAGGAAGAAAACAUGCUUAAAGAAACUUUAGAGUACAAGAUGUCAUGGUUUGGGUCAAAGCCAUCUCCUAAAGGCAGUAUCCGGCCGUCGAUCUCAAGCCCAAGGACACUGUGGCCUUAAGGAAACCUGAAAAUGGCAGUCAGCAUCUAGCCACUUUUUUCUGUGAAAAGAACGCUGAACACACUAAUUCAGUUCUGGUUAUCUCCACUGGGAUGCUAUAGCUAUUAAAAAUUGAGAGAUUUUAAAGCAUGAAACAAACCCCACCUUCUGCCCAUGACGUAAUUCAGAUACAGCCCAGUGGGUAUUGCAAUGUAUGAAAUGAAAACAAUGAUCAACAGUAUGAGACGCCUCGCUGUCGUUAGGAAACAGAUGACUGCAAAGCGUCCACUCGGAGCAGAGCCUGCACGCGCUGUAGGUGUGUAAACGUUCCCGAGUUACCAAACCUGAUACACAGGGGACGACGGCUGGGCCUUUUCCAGAGGACAGACGGGUACUACUACUGAGCAGCUGACUCCUCUCUGAGCAAGCCACACGUCUUACCGGUAGUGCUAAAAAGCAGCACACAAGCAAGGCUUUAAACCCUGCCCGGCCUACUUCAGACCUGCCUUGUUCCUUUCAAAACAAAGAGGACGAGAUGCUUUACAAGUGCCUACAUGCUCUGAGCGCUGUCAUCUUUCCAGUCAGGGUGGUGGUGUGUAAUGCUACACACUGGGAGCACCCACCCAUGGUUACCUGAAAACAGUCUGCAGUGGAAACAA